Messenger RNA from Vicugna pacos (alpaca), 1811 nucleotides. Lineage: Eukaryota; Metazoa; Chordata; Mammalia; Artiodactyla; Camelidae. The record is from RefSeq and is a predicted model, not a curated record.
GCGCGCGCGCGGGCCGGGGUGGUGGAGUCGGGGCCGCGGCUGGACGCAUGCGGUGCGAGCGGCGGUGGGGCUGCGCCGCUUCAGACCUGCUCCCCGGUCGGCGCCCCGGGACCCGGGGUGGGGGUUGGCAGAAGGGUACCGGUAAGACUCAGAUGCCCACAAAUAAUGUAUUGAAAUUAGUAUUUUUAAACGUGUUUUGUUGUGGUAAAGCUCCCACGUGAACCGUCCAGCUGGGUGCUCGCACGUGGUCGUGCUGCCGCCGGCGCUCCGGGUGGUUCUUCCGUGGGAAGCUUUGUCGAGGACGUUGCCUUGUGGGCGGGAGACUGGACCUCUGCCGCGUGGGUGUGACUGACCUCCGGCCUUACCUGGGACACCUUGCAGUUGGUUCUCCAGGCCCUGCAGGUUCCCUUCCACCGUCAGGGCCGCCGGGCAUGGCUGUCUGCUUCCCUCCCCUUGUGCUGGAAGAGAGCGAGUUUCUGAGGGAAGCGCCGCCUGCAGAGCAGCGGGCUUUACAAGAAGAAAAUCCUGACUUUAUAGCCUUGGAUCUGUUGAAGGUGAUUUCAACAAAGGCCAUGGGCGAUCAGGACCUACCUGGAGUUUUGGUGUCUGGGUUUAAAGGACCGCAUGGUAUAUGUGAAGAUCACGUGAGAGAUCUGCAGAAACACUUUCACCUCAUCACCAUGGAAGAAUUUUUGGAGAAUAAAACACAACUAGCUCCGAAGAUCCGCGCUGUGUUCGUCUGGGGCGGGAGGCCAGCUGUUGACCGGGAGCUCCUGCGUAGCCUGCCCUCCCUGAGGAUCGUUGCCAGCGCGGGGGCCGGGCUGGACCACCUGGACCUGGCGCUCAUUGCCAGCUCUGGCGUGAAGGUAGCCAGCACACCACAUGCUGUUUCCAGCCCCACAGCAGACCUGGGGAUGGCCUUGCUGCUGGCCGCAGCCCGGAGAGUAGUGGAAGGUCAUCAGUUGGCUGUUUCACCAGAUACGGAGAAAUUUUCUAUAAACUGGAUGGGUCAGGGAGUGACCGGGGCCACUCUGGGAAUUAUCGGCAUGGGCAGCAUUGGCUAUAAGAUUGCCCAGAGGGCCAGAGCGUUUGAAAUGAAGAUUUUGUACCACAAUAGGAAACGGAGGAAAUUGGAGGAGGAGGGAGCUGUUGGGGCCACUUACUGUGCGAGGCUGGAUGACCUGCUUCAGUGGUCAGACUUUGUGAUGCUGGCUGUGAGCCUAACACCCCAGACCCAGGGGCUGGUCGGGAGGCGGGAGCUGAGUCUGAUGAAGCCCAGCGCCACUCUCAUCAACAUCGGCAGAGGUCCGUUAGUGGAUCAGGACGCCCUGGUGGAAGCCCUUCAGACCGGGGUCAUUAAAGCGGCAGCGCUGGAUGUGACGUCCCCCGAACCCCUACCCAGUUCUGCAGGUGUCAGGCCUCUGCCUCAACACCUCCAUGGACAGGGUGCUUGGGGCCCUGGGGCCCAGAUCGCAAGGAUGGAGGCUGCACAGAACUGUCUUUUUCACGUCCUCCGGUUACCCACUGGCCCCAGUCUGCUCUGUGGAGCAUCGAAGGCCGACUUUGAUCAUUCUUCUACAGACCUGCAUUAUUUUAAUCACUACAUUUUAUUUUGGUCUUUUUUGUUUUGAGGCUAAAUAUCUUCACAUCCUUUACUUGUAGCCUGAGUGAUAUCAUUUACAGACACCUCGCCAUUAUUACUGUGUUUCAGCACUUAGAUUUUCAGGUCCUUUGAAAGUGUGCCCGUGAGACUGGCAUCCAGGACCCGUGCUGGAGCCCUGGGGAGAGGGACACAGAGCCAUGGCCACAGC